Messenger RNA from Aspergillus neoniger CBS 115656, 1299 nucleotides. RefSeq lists its product as uncharacterized. The coding region runs from base 1 to 1299 and encodes 432 amino acids. The record is from RefSeq and is a predicted model, not a curated record. The transcript has 2 exons. Gene Ontology annotation, biological process: secondary metabolite biosynthetic process; fatty acid biosynthetic process. Gene Ontology annotation, molecular function: fatty acid synthase activity. Lineage: Eukaryota; Fungi; Ascomycota; Eurotiomycetes; Eurotiales; Aspergillaceae.
AUGCUGGCGGCGGGUCUAAGCGAUACAAGCCCUCUUCUACAGCAGAUACUCGAGCGUCACUCUGGGGCCGUUGCUCUGGCCUGUAUCAACUCUCCGCAAAGCGUGACUCUAUCAGGCCACGUUUCAGCUCUUGAGACCGUGGGCCACCUGCUCCAUGAGCACGGCCAUUUUGCGCGUCUGCUGCAGGUAGACCUGCCGUACCAUUCUCCCUUCAUGGCUGACAUUGCAGCCCACUACAAAAGCUUGCUAGAUGCUAGGGAGGCUGAUUCGUCGUCUCCAGCUUCGCCGCGGCGCCGCGGUGCUAAGUUCUUUUCAUCCGUCACAGGGUGCGUGAUGCAGGGUAUGGUGGACAACUUGUAUUGGGAAGCGAGUAUGAAGUUACCAGUGCGCUUCAGCGUGGCAGUAGAAGCCAUGCUGACCGAUGCGGAUCCUUUGGAUUUCCUCAUCGAAGUAGGACCCAGCGGGGCCCUGGCUGGACCCGUCAAGCAGAUCCUCAAAUCAUUGCCAUCAAAUGGUGCUGGCAUUGAUUACCACGCCGCCUGCAGACGAAAUGCUUUCGAGCCAACUGCAUUGUUCGACGUGGCUGGACAGCUCUUCCUGGCCGACGGCCCGAUCAAUAUCAAUCAAGUCAAUGCCACAGCCCGGGCCAAAAGUGCCCGCGACAGCAAACCUGCGGUUCUUGUUGAUCUCCCGAACUAUAUGUGGAACCAUGCAACUAAGUACUGGUGGGAAAGCCAGGCCAGCCGGGAUUGGCGCUUCCGCCGAUACCCAAACCACGAUCUGCUCGGUGGCAAGGUCUUAGGGACCCCAUGGACGGCCCCGGUGUGGAAGAAGCUACUGCGCUUGCCUGAGCUUACUUGGUUGUUGGACCACCGAAUCGGGGGUCAGGUGCUUUUCCCGGCAGCGGGCUACAUUGCCAUGGCGGUCGAGGCAGCCUUCCAGAUGGGUCAAUCGCGAGGGUUCAUCGACCAAAACUUGCAGGUUCAUAACGUGGCGUACCGGCUUCGCAAUGUCACCUUCAUGAAAGCGAUGGUCCUGGAGGAGGGCACCGACCAGCGCAUCAUGCUCACCCUUACCCCUGAAGACGAACGCGCGGAUUCGUGGCACCAUUUUACUGUAUUAACGCUACAUGAGGACGCUACCACGACCCGCCAUUGCUCUGGUAUGAUCAUGCUAGAGACUCCUUACGAUGAAGAUGCUCCUUGGGAGGCUAUUAAGCCAUUAGAAUACCCCAUGCCCGCACAAGCCUGGUACAAGGCCCUCCGGGAUGUCGGGUACUCGUUUGGCCCUUCGUUGUAG